AUAACUAGAAUCGGGAGAUAAUAAAUUGGCGAUCUUCCCGCUAAUUCGACGCCAUUUUAGCCCACUGCAGUAAUAUCAAGUCUCUCACGAGUCGCAAUGUCAGCAGAACAAGAAAUUUCUACUGAUUCCUCUUCAAUUCUCCUUCCUAUUCGACGAUGCCUUGAAUCCUUCUCCAAGGCAGUUGAAGCUGGUGAUUCCCGCCGAUCAGAAGAAUCUAUUUCUGAGCUUGAUGAAUAUCUUGACUCAAAUUUUCAUCCGGCUUUUUCCGAUCCCAACGAUGAAGAAAUCCAAAGUAAUUGUGUUUUGGCUGUCCAUCAUAUUCGUUCUUUCCUAACAAAUCCAUCUCUUGAUCAGGCUAUUGUUGAUGCCCUUUCGUUUGAGUUGCCUAAAGUUGUUGCCAAGCUUGCAGGAACGUCCCAGAGGUGUUCUGAUGUAGUUGAUAGUAUUAUCAAUCAUUUUAUCAUAAAAUGUAGCCCGCGUGAUAUGAUUUCCGUGUUCUCCGAGGCAUUGGAUCUCUAUGGCAAAACAACUGAUUCUCCUGGUUAUGUUUCUGCUAUUUUACGUGGAUUCUCAACAGCAUUUCUCUCCCUAGAAAGACGUCAAGUUGAGCAAAUAAAAGUUGCUCUUCCCAUUCUCCUGAAUGCCGUGAAGGCUGCUGCCAUUGAUGUGGAUGAUAGAGAUAUAGACUCUGAGAAUUUGUUUGAAGGAGCAGUCUGCAUUGCCGAUUCUAUAUUGGAAAUUUGCAAAAAGUUGGAAGUUGGAACAAAUGGACAACUUUGUGGUUUACUUCGAUUAUAUGUUUUGGAAAUGAUGACUGUUGUUUCGAUUGUCACGAGAGAUAAUGUUUCAUCCCAUCUUUCCGUUGUGAAAAGAUUAUCAAGCUUCUUUACAUAUUGUGGUUUAUCAUAUGCUGAUCUUUUAACUAAUCAUGGAGCUGAUCCACUUAUCAAUCUUAAAUGUGAUGAAACUGAUGAUUUGAUGGAUUGUUUUGGCUAUGCCAAGCAUGGAGCAGUGCUUUCAGUGAUUUGGGGGCACAUAUCUGAUGAAGUCGCUCAGGCAGCUGGACAAGAUGAAAGUAUUCUCAAGGAUGAACUUAGGAGUUCCCAAAGUAGAAGAUGGUUAGCUGUUGGGAUGAUGAAGUAUAUAUUUUCUUUAUCCAACCUGCCUUGUGUUUUAAAGAAGCAUGCGGCAGACUUCUUGCUUGUCAUAACGGAAAACUGUGACCAACAAGAUAUGGAUGAAGAAAUGAUAUGCUCAAUCUUUACACCCCAUGUUAUUUCUACUCUGCAGGCUAUUAUAUCCGUCAUCACGAAUGCUCCUGAUGCUGAGUUAAGAAAGACUGCUUUUGCUGCAUUGAAAAGGGUACUUGCUGAUAAUCCAUCUUCAUUAAGGCUUGACAUGAUGCACGUUUUGAUUAAAACUAGCACUUCUUCAUCCAUGGUGGCCUUACUUUUAGAUUGCAUUAGAGAGAACCUUCGAGAAGAUCAUAUUAAACUGCGAGAAGAGAAAGUAUUAUCUUGUAGUAGUACUUUUUGGAACGCUAGCAUACUUAACCUGGUGGAGUUUGUUUUGUUGCCUCCUGAUGGAGGACCUCCUUCUCUCCCUGAGCAAUGUGACAAGGUUCAUUCAGCUCUUAACCUGUACAGAUAUGUUCUAAUAACUGAGAAAACAGGGAAAACGAACUACACAGGAGUACUGUCUAAAAGCAACUUAGAGAAGGCCUACAAAAAAUGGUUUUUGCCUCUCAGAGCUUUGUUGAUACAUAAAGAGAACACGAGCGCUUUCCAGGAACCUGUGAUCAACAUAUGGAGCGGAUUAAACCCUCUCAAUCUCGUUUUGUAUCGCUGUAUAGAACUGGUUGAGGAGAACAUCAAGCAAUCAUGAAGGUAAUAUUUUCUAGUGCUAUGAAUCAUGAUAAUGUUGUCUAGUUUUCUCACUAAUUUUGUAAUAUAGACUAGUUUUCAAAAUCUUACUCAUUUUAGUCUCUGUUAUAUUCUUAUUUGAGUUGACUUCUGAAAUUUCAAAAUCUCAAUUGAGAACAUCCAUGGAUAUUGAAUGGCCCUUUUGGUUAAAUUUUGAGUUUAUAAGAUGUGAAGGUCAAUUGAUUUUGUCCCUUUUGGUUAGAUUUUGUAUCCAUUUAGUUGGCAUAUUUAUUCUGUUUUAUUUUUUUUAUUAAUAUUGUAUUUUAGAUGGAUUUGCUAUGCUAAUUAUAAACAUUCCUUAAUUAGGAAAGUAAAAAGACUAAGAAAAUUUUUGUUAUGAAGUCAAGACGAGUCAGAAAUUGUUUCUUUAUUAGUAUAUUACUAUAGUACUCUUUUUCUUUGAGUUUGUCUUAUUUAACUAUUUUCUGUGAGAGCUUUUUUGAACAAAUGAGAUAAAUUCUAAUAUCAAACUUUGUAGAAGUACUUUUGAAUUAUGAAUAAUUGGAGAUUAAAAAUUGUAUUUGUACUAGUGCAUUGAAAGUAUGCAAAAACAAGCAAGACACUUUAAAUAGGUGGAUAAGUGGGGGUCAUAUGUUUCAAACAUCAAGCCCAUCCAUAAGACCAAUGAUCCAUCGAAUGAUCAUUUCCGCACCUUACUUUUCACUCUUCACUCGUCUUCUAUUCGACUUAUUUGUAUCAUUUUGGUAAAAGAAAAUUAUAUUAUAAUUUGAAAUGAUAUAAAAUAGUGAAAAAAAACUCUCACAAUGAUAGUGGCAACAUAAACAAUAGUGUAUAUAUUAUGAGCUGUGCUCUAAUUUAUUUUUGUCAUAUGUGGAUAAGAUGUUUGUAUGAAAAAAAGAUAGAAGUAAUAUGUAACCACUAUAAAAUAGAUACUUUACUUGGCCUCCUAUUUAAUUUACAUCUCUCUAAAAAUAUGUAAAUAUUUAAAAUUAAUUAAUAAAUAAGACAAAUAAUAAGUAAAUAGAAAAUAUAUAGAUAUGAUUAGAAAAUAUAAUGUGGACCAUAACUA
This is a messenger RNA of Amaranthus tricolor (Joseph's coat), 2952 nucleotides long. RefSeq names its product aberrant root formation protein 4. The transcript is spliced from 14 exons. The record is from RefSeq and is a predicted model, not a curated record. Lineage: Eukaryota; Viridiplantae; Streptophyta; Magnoliopsida; Caryophyllales; Amaranthaceae. Bases 97 to 1884 code for a protein of 595 amino acids. Gene Ontology annotation, cellular component: cytoplasm. Gene Ontology annotation, molecular function: ubiquitin-protein transferase inhibitor activity.